CCUGUUUCUUGCAUUGCACUUCAACUUCUACUUCUUAAUUAAUACUUGGAGUCCCAAUAUUGAUCUCCACAACCCAAUCCAACGAAGAAUGUGUUGCUUCUCUCUUUGAACCCCCCAUAAAAACAAACAUGGGUUGUCUCUUCUCUGGGAACUGGUUGAAGUCAAUUAUAAGAACGAGAAAGGCGAAGAAAGAUGGAUCAAAGAAAGUAAAGGUACAUUCGGCUACAGAAAAGGCAAACGGGUCAAAGGAGAGCUCACCCACCCAUGGAGAAUCAAGUAAUCUUGCCAAUGGUGAUUUGGAGAGCAAUAUUCAUGUUGCUCCUGGAUUGUCUGCUGAAUAUAUAGCUGCUGUCAGGAUUCAAGAUGCUUUUCGGGCAUACAAGGCAAGAAAAGCAAUGCACCGUCUUAAGGGCGCCGUGAGGUUUAAUGUGCUGAUUCAUGGUCAUGACACUCAAAAGCAAGCUUCAAGCACCUUAAGCCAUAUUCAUUCAUGGAGCAACAUACAGGCACAGAUUAGAGCCCGCCGGCACCAUAUGGUCACCGAAGGCCGUAUCAAGCAAAAGAAAUUAGAAAACCAGUUGAAACUCGAGGCCAAACUUCAAGAGAUUGAGGUGGAGUGGUGCGGUGGCUCCGAUACCAUGGAGGAAAUCCUUUCCAGGAUCCAGCAAAGAGAAGAAGCAGCAGUGAAGCGUGAACGAGCCAUGGCAUAUGCCUUCUCUCAUCAGUGGAGAGCCAACCCUACCCAAUAUCUAGGCCAGGCCUAUUACAGCCUUGGCAAAGAAAACUGGGGCUGGAGCUGGAAGGAGCGCUGGAUUGCUGCUCGGCCAUGGGAGAUUAGGGUUCAUGCUGAGCUUCAUAACCUCAAGAAAGCUCAUCCAAAGCAAGAGAGCAAAACGACACUUCCAACCAAACCUGCUUUGUCAAAUGGGAAGGUGACUGCUAAAUCUAAAAUGUUGCCUAGCCCAGCUGUGGAUUGUCAAGCUGCCCAGGUUGCCAGUUCUACAGCCGGCUCGUCUCAUCUGCUGAUUCCAAGUUGACCUUCGUGAUGCUCCCUUCUUGAUCCUGUGUCUCUGUAUUGUUUAUUUUCGGGGUUGGUGUGAGAUUGGCAUGCAGCGUGUAAAAUAAACAUAUUUUUGCUUACAGUUAUUAUUAAGUAAAUUAUCUUAGUAACUAAAAAGAUUCAUCGAGCAAA
Molecule: messenger RNA, 1192 nt
Organism: Populus nigra (black poplar)
Lineage: Eukaryota; Viridiplantae; Streptophyta; Magnoliopsida; Malpighiales; Salicaceae
Product: protein IQ-DOMAIN 10-like
Exons: 6
Coding region: 129-1037 (302 amino acids)
Molecular function (GO): protein binding
Source: RefSeq, a predicted model, not a curated record